Molecule: messenger RNA, 2193 nt
Organism: Penicillium oxalicum
Lineage: Eukaryota; Fungi; Ascomycota; Eurotiomycetes; Eurotiales; Aspergillaceae
Gene: dppV
Product: dipeptidyl peptidase DppV
Exons: 8
Coding region: 1-2193 (730 amino acids)
Biological process (GO): proteolysis
Molecular function (GO): serine-type endopeptidase activity
Source: RefSeq, a predicted model, not a curated record
AUGAUGCGCUCUCUCCAAUGGGCGGCUUUCGGACUCGGCGCCGUGUCGGGCGUCAAGGCAAUGACACCAGAAGAACUCAUUGCUGCGCCACGGCGAAGUGAAGCUGUGCCCAAUCCGUCUGGAAAACUGGCCUUGUUCUCCGCCUCCGAGUACUCCUGGGAAACACACAAGACUUCCUCGGCGUGGAAGUUGAUGGAUCUUGACACACGGAAGAUCAGGGUGCUCACCAACGACAGCAACGUCUCUGAGCUGAUCUGGAUGGGCACCGAUGACUCGAGCUUGCUGUACAUCAAUGGCACCAAUGCCGAGAUUCCCGGAGGCGUGGAAUUGUGGGUUUCCAAAGUGGACAGCUUCGAAGAAUCCCGGUACAAGGCAGGCUCCCUGCCUGCACCAUUCUCGGGCCUCAAGACGGCCAUGACGGCCGAGGGAGACUUCAACUUCCUCGUCUAUGCCGAAUCUUAUCCGAACGGGACUGCGUACAAUGCGGAGCUUGCAACUACUCCCCGGAGUACCGCUCGUAUCUACGACAGCAUCUAUGUGCGUCACUGGGAUACUUGGUUGACUACCAGAUUCAAUGCGAUCUUCUCCGGCUCUCUGAAGAAGAAUAAUGACAAGUGGGCUCUUUCUUCUGGGGACUGCGCUGAGCCUCUCAAGAAUCUUGUUGCGGGGGUGAAGAACCUCGAAUCGCCGUACCCUCCAUUCGGUGAUUCCUCCGACUAUGAUCUUUCCAGCGAUGGUAAGAUGGUCGCCUUCAAGAGCAAGGCACCGGAACUGCCCCGGGCCAACUUCACUGCUUCGUACAUCUACCUUGUUCCCCACGAUGGCUCUCAGAAGCCCAUGGCAAUCAACGGCCCUGACAGCCCCGGCACUCCUAAGGGCAUCAAGGGUGACUCGAGCAGCCCUGCCUUCUCGCCCGAUGGUCGCCACGUGGCCUACCUACAGAUGGAGGACAUCUCCUACGAGUCCGACCGACGCGUUUUGUACGUGCACAAGGUGGGCUCCGAGGAGACCAACCGGGCCGUGGCCAAGGACUGGGAUCGCUCUCCCGAUGCCGUCCAGUGGACUCCCGACGGCAAGACCUUCGUUGUCCGAUCCGAAGAUAAGGCACGAUCGCGUUUGUUUGCUCUUCCCGCCGAUGCUGGUGACGACUACGUGCCACGCAACUUCACGGACAAUGGCUCUGCUGGUGGCUACCACCGCAUGCCCAAUGGCGAUUACCUGGUCUCCGGCUCCGCUAUCUGGACGAGCUGGAGAGUCCUCACUGCAAACCCCGAGCACGGUGUUGUCUCCACUUUGGCCUCUGCCAAUGAGAUGGACGCCGGACUGAAGGGACUGGGGCCGGAUGACCUGGAUGAGUUCUACUUUGAAGGAAACUGGACUAAAAUCCACGCCUGGAUGGUAUUCCCUACCAACUUUGAUAAGACGAAGAAAUAUCCCCUGGCCUUCCUUAUCCACGGCGGACCUCAGGGCGCAUGGGCCGACUCCUGGAGCACUCGUUGGAACCCCAAGGUCUGGGCUGACCAGGGCUAUGUGGUGGUUGCACCCAACCCCACUGGUAGCACUGGCUUUGGACAGGACUUGACCGAUACUAUUGCCAACAACUGGGGCAGCUAUCCUUACGAAGACCUUGUGAAGGGAUGGGAAUACGUCCGAGAUAACUUUGACUUUGUCGAUACCGACAACGGCAUUGCUGCCGGUGCUAGCUACGGUGGCUUUAUGAUCAACUGGAUUCAGGGCAGUCCUCUGGGCCGCAAGUUCAAGGCUCUUGUCACCCACGAUGGAACAUUUGUGGCGGAUGCCAAGAUCUCUACUGAAGAACUUUGGUUCAUGCAACGCGAGUUUAACGGCACAUUCUGGGACGCUCGGGAGAACUACCGUCGCUGGGAUCCUUCUGCGUCGGAGCGCAUCCUGCAAUUCAGCACCCCCACUUUGGUCAUUCACAACGCCAACGACUUCCGCCUGUCGGAGGCUGAAGGACUCAGCCUUUUCAACGUUCUUCAGGAACGGGGUGUCCCGAGCCGCUUCUUGAGCUUUCCAGAUGAGAACCACUGGGUGACCAAGAAGGAGAACAGUCUGGUGUGGCACCAGCAAGUGCUCGGCUGGAUUAACAAGUACUCCGGUGUCGAGAAGAGCAACCCCAACGCCAUCAGCUUGAAUGACACCGUGAUCCCGGUAGUUGACUAUAACCCCUAA